UUCUUGGAUAGUUGGGGGCGAUAAAAGCAGCCCUUCGUACACUCGACAUAAUCCCGACCCUUGCAAAGUUCAGUUUCCGUUCUGCGAUGAGCGAGACUCACCGGAUUCGCCUUCGAUGACGAACUGUCAUGCAUCCCGCAUGCUUGUGUCUCUGCAUUUUUGUGCGCGCGUGUGUGUUCAGAUACUCUGCACUGUGACAAGGAUGAUCAGUCGGUGCGGUCGGCUUUGAUAUCGGCGCUGGAAUUACCGAAGCGCCUGCAUUUAUCACUUUCUUUCUCCUCUCUUUGCGCCAAUAAUUCAUCACCGAAUAUACGAUACAACCAAGUUUCCUGGUGAUUCGAAUCUUUUCUUUAUCUUCUUUCUGCCGUGCGCUCUCAUUUCGGUGAACGAGUGAAUAUUGCUGUGAAAAAUUUUUGCGUGACAAGUGUGGGAAUAUAACAAGGACAGCUUCUCGUGUGAUUCAUGGUCCAACUGUAUACACAUCAUGAUAAGGAUAAAUAGAUUAUUUUCGGGAAGUCAAGAAUAGGGGAAAAGAAUUCAAGUUCGCAUAUAUCACGUAAAAUCCUAUAUACAAUAACGAAUAAAUACGUGAAUAUUUCUUGGAAUGUAAAUAUCGUAAAUAUAUGUGUAAAAAAUUUGACAGUGUACGUCGAAUAAGGAAGAACUAUACCUGAGAAUUCGUGUUGUGCAAUAUUCGUGUUUCCUGUGAUCUUGCGGCGGGAGAAAAAAAAGAAGAAAAAAGGAAGAAGAAGAAGAAGAAAAAAAACCAACAAAAAACAAUAAUAAAAAAAAAAAAAAAAAAAAAAAAAAAAAAAGUGGUCAGCGAAAUUUGUUCCGACGUUUAACUGCGGCAAAUGCGGCAGACUUUUUCCUGGUCUCGAAAAAGACGGAGGUGAUAGUUGCGAAUAGAACCGGGUGUUGGUUGCAUAAAUAGUCUAAAGUGGGUGCCCAGGAUAAUACCGAAGGCGACAGUGUCGUCCUCCUUGAAAUGGACUCCGUAGCCGUGACCGUGCCACUUCGACCACCGACGAAAAAAAUGAAAAAACGCAAGGAACUCGAUGCUUUGGCUGCUCCUCACGCCAUCACAAGACGAAAUUCUGGCAAACGCAGCUCCCAGGUAAUGCAACAAAUCAGCAAGGAACUCCUGACGGACAGCAGCGACGACAGAUCCGAAUAUUGGAGCGUCUCGACUCGGGGGGGUCGCAAGUGUCGAGGAGGUCGAAGAAGUCGGAGUUGUCCUGGUUUUCUUCGAGCUUGCAGCGCAUUUUUGGCAUGUGCCUCGAUACUCGCCACAGCAACGUUGAUCUGGUUGUUUAUCGACGUUCGUCAGCAGCUCAGUGCUCUUCGUACGGAAUUGGACCAAGUUAUAGCUGGCAAUGAAAACGUGCCGGAUACCCUCCAGAAGUAUCAUUCGCUGUCGAGGGAUCUUCAGAACAACCAAACGAUCAUAUUCGCCAAUCUGAACGACAUCAAACUUCAAAUAGCCAAUUUCACGACUCAGCUAUCGACUCUUCAGCACGGGCUUCACGAUGUUCAGAAUACUAUAAAGGCUGCGCCAGAACUCAGCAGCGUUCCCGAAGAGUUGAAAUCUCUCAAGGACAAUCAAGCGACGAUCGGUAGCCAAGUGAAUGACUUGAAAAAUACUGUCGUCUCCCUUAAAUCAAGCAAUACCAGGAUACAAGAUGUCCAAAAUAAUCUAUUGGCGAAUAUAACAACGUUAGAGAAUUCACUGGCGACGCUAUCUAACAACGUACAGCGUCCUGAAGCUGUACUUUCUGAUGAAAGUAAAGCUCAGAUUGAAUCGAUGCGCACGGAGAUUACUCAGCUGGUGAGAAACCUCACUCUACUUGCUGAAAAUUCGACGCAGUAUCUCAAGUGGACAACUGAGAAUCGGAAGGCAGACCUGAAACAGUUGGGUGCGGUACAGGAGCAAGUGGCAAAUGUCAGUACGAAGAUCGCGUCGUUGGAGAACGAAUGCGCGAGGAUAACAAAUGUGGCAACAAUGAAAGACUCGGUUGCUAAAUUGUCCGAGAGCUUGAAGGCUGGUAACCUUGAACUAGAAGAGAAGCUGAAGCAAUUGGAUAAUAGGUACAACACGUUGCAAAACUCUAGCGAUGCGAUGUUGGCGUCUAUUAUCAAGCUCCAAAAAUUGACAGCGAGUGUCACAGCUCAAGACGCAAACUUGACUGGGAAAGUUCUUAGUCGUAAAGACGUCGGAGAAUCAUCAGCGACCAAAUUGCUAGGGCAGGUGUCUGAUGAAGGAGGGACAAAUGGAAAAUCACCAAGCCAAUCGGCUCUGGAUUCUGUACCAGUUAAACCAAUACGGAAAAGCAAUACGGGAGGUGAUGGCACUACGUAACUUGGAACCUGCGAUUACUUAUUGAAUUCUACUGAUUGAACAAAGUCCUAUGUAAAGUAAAAAUUAGUAAUAAAAACUCUCGCGAAAGUUAGGGUAAUACCUUUACAUGUCUGGGUGUAUAUACAUAUAGAUAUAAAAUAAUUAAUCAAUUAAUUGUUUAUAUUAUCGUAUUAUUUGAAAGGUAUUGUUGUCAAAGAUUUUGGUUCGUGUAAUCAAUAUAGCGUGAGAGAUACGUACAUACUUCUUAUCUCAAUUGUAUCAAAGUCGUAAUUAAUAAUGUGUACCAGUUACAAUAGUUACGUAGUGUAUACAUAAUUGCAUGAAACGAGAUAUGCUACAUAUGAGAACGACGUUUCAACGAAUUGUAAAUAUAUCAUGUGAGUGAGAAUGCAUUUAAUAAUUAAUUUCAGUCGUAUAUUAUCAAUAUUUCUAUUAUUUAUUUAUAUAGUUAAUGUGUAACAAAUUCCCAGAUAUAUUGAGGUGAACAGUACAAAAUCCCUAACGGUUUGAAAAUAAUUUCUCAAUAUUGCGCAUAAAGGGUGUUGUCAUUAUUCUUGUACAUUUUAUAUAGGAAAAAAAAACAUACAAAAGAAAAAAGUAAAAAAAAGUUCGGUAGACGUUAGUGGAUCCCGUUUGAAGCGAUGGCAACGGCACGAUCAGUCACGGUAUCAGUAACUGAAAAGCAUAAAUAAAUAAUGCGUGACAUAGAUAGCAAUCAAAAUUCUGUGACAAAAUUACGGGCGAAAAGAAUAAAAUUAGAAGGUGAGAAACCAUAUGAAUAAUUGUCGUUACACAGAGACAUUGUUUUCGUAUACAAAGUAUACACAGGUGUAUGAAAUACAUUUCCACUUAAAGAAGUGAAAGUGCGGAAUAAAGAAUAAAAAGAUGUAUUAUAAUUAAAUACUUUUUUGAUUUUGUUUUGCGCAGAUGAAAUCAAAAUUUUUUAAUAUCAAUAGUGUCUGAAUACUGGUAUUCAAUGAUUAGUGUUUGUGAAUUCGUGAAUUCGUUUUGUACUUGUUGAAUUGAUGACUGUAGAAAUCAUCAAAUUAUUAAUACUUUGGAAACGAAUUAUGUAUAAUUAUUUAAGCUUCAGGUUUUUGAUUUCGGGAAAGGGUCAGGCUGAUUAUACGAAUUUGGCAUAUUGUAAUUACCCAUUAAGUCAAUCAAAAUAAAAGUUAGGGAAAAAGCAAAAGUAAAACUAAUGAAGUGUCUGCAACGAAAAGCAGAGGGAAGGGAUGCUAGGCUUAAUAAAAACUAAUAUGAAAGUGUCAAAACUAUUUAAACUUGCGGAAUCAUCUAUUGACACGUUAAAUUAAUGAUAUUGGGUAUUUUUCAAGUAAAAAUGAAAUACUUAACUUCUAAGAAGAAGAAAGGAUACAUUUUCGUGCCAAUACGUAAGCGUUACGAAAUAAUUGAAUCGAAUUAUAAAAUAUGGCACAACUAUCAAAAGUUAUAGUAUAUUUAUAAUGUGAUAAAUUAAGAAAUUGAGAAACGUUAAUAACUGCAGUCGCUUGCUGCUUCUAGCCUUGAGGCGUAUUGACAAAUUUUCCCGUGCGAUGAUGUUGAAAUUGAAAAAAGUUUCAAGCCCGAUUAAAAUCUCUACGCAAAGUUAUCAUUACCCAGGCUCUUAUCCGAACAAGCAAUUUAUCGUUUCACAUGUCGUAAAAAUAAAAACAAAGGAACAUAUACGCAUAAAAGACAAAGAACGUUGUAACGAUAAUUGUCUUAAUAAAACCUGUGAGAACAUAUUCAAAUUUAAA
Neodiprion fabricii is the source of this 4119-nucleotide messenger RNA. RefSeq names its product myosin type-2 heavy chain 1. Bases 989 to 2359 code for a protein of 456 amino acids. The record is from RefSeq and is a predicted model, not a curated record. Lineage: Eukaryota; Metazoa; Arthropoda; Insecta; Hymenoptera; Diprionidae. The transcript is spliced from 9 exons.